UUCAAGACCAACAUGCUUUCACAAAUCAUCAAGACAAACACUGUUAGAGCUCUCAAGACCUCAGUCUCUAUGCCACAGAGGGCUGCGUUGAUUGCUUUCAAGAAUGAGAGAGAUUGCGACUGCACCUGUUCAAGAGUCCCGGUUGUUGCUAAGAAGCAGGGCGAGGAGUGUGGUAGCACCGGUUGCUCGUGUGAUUAAGAGCGUUCAGCAUCAUGGUAUUUAUACAAAUUUAUUAUAUCUUGGGGAUUUUUUAGAGAGACGACUGCUGGUCUCAACGGGUUAGUUCAAUUUUCAUCAUGAUGACAUCUUUUCUGGGUCAAAUGUAUUUCAACGUGGUAUAAUCAAAGGAA
Messenger RNA from Williopsis jadinii, 350 nucleotides. RefSeq lists its product as uncharacterized. The record is from RefSeq and is a predicted model, not a curated record. The transcript has a single exon. The coding region runs from base 104 to 283 and encodes 59 amino acids. Lineage: Eukaryota; Fungi; Ascomycota; Saccharomycetes; Phaffomycetales; Wickerhamomycetaceae.